This is a messenger RNA of Candidozyma auris, 1281 nucleotides long. Its product is annotated as protein-lysine N-methyltransferase. Gene Ontology annotation, biological process: peptidyl-lysine trimethylation; peptidyl-lysine monomethylation. The coding region runs from base 1 to 1281 and encodes 426 amino acids. Lineage: Eukaryota; Fungi; Ascomycota; Pichiomycetes; Serinales; Metschnikowiaceae. Gene Ontology annotation, molecular function: protein binding; protein-lysine N-methyltransferase activity. The record is from RefSeq and is a predicted model, not a curated record. The transcript has a single exon.
AUGAGGGAUUUCGAGGCCAGAUUGAACAAGCUCCUCACGUGGAUCAAUGAGUGUGUCCCUACAGCGGGGUCUGCUCCUUUUGUGUCUUCGAGGAUCACAGUGAAAAAUUCCCCCGACUCUGGUAGAGGGCUCUAUGCUGUGGAUCACAUCAGAGCUCUGGAGAAAAUCGUCACGAUCCCACACUCCCUUUUGCUCAAUUACACGACGGUUAUGGCGCAUAUAUCGAAAUUUGCACCAUUUUCUUUGCAGGAGCCCUACUAUGGCAAGGUGAAUGUGCCGUCCACUCCUAUAGAUCCAGUGACAGAGAUAUAUAAGACUUUCUCGCUAGAUACAUUGCUUAGACUUCUGUCUUUCCAAUUAUUGGGCUUAUACUUGGUUUUGGAAAAGAGACGAGGCGAGAAUUCGUUUUGGAAGCCGUUCUUGGAUAUGUUGCCUGAGCUUGAUGAGCUCUCUCUGGCUCCCAUUGUGUGGACCAUAUUGAAGCAUUCAGAGGCAGAGCACUUGACUAGAAUGUUGCCGAGAUCCACUCGAAAACACACCAAUGAUGUGGUGAGCAGGUUCGAAAACGACUAUAAUAGAGUGUCAGAUUUUCUCGGCUCUGCAACCCACAUCUCCAAAGAAGACUUCCUAUGGGCGUGGAUGUGUAUCAAUUCUCGUUGUCUAUACAUGGAGAUGCCUCAAAAAUCUGAUGCUAGCGAUAACUUCACGUUGGCCCCCUAUGUGGAUUUUCUAAAUCACCUGGGCAAUGAUGAGUGUGGCAUUAAAAUCGAUGCCCAUGGCUUCCAUGUGCUCACCUCCACACCUUACAAACCGGAUAGCGAGUUGUACUUCAGUUAUGGACCGCACUCUAACGAGUUUCUCUUGUGUGAGUACGGUUUCACCCUUGCGUACAACAAGUGGAAUUAUGUAGAUAUCUCAGACUUGAUUAUGCCUUUGCUUCGACCCCAACAGGUGGCUUUUUUGAAGGAGUCGGGCUAUUAUGGCGAUUACACUGUGAACGAACAGGGAGCCUCAUUCAGAACGGAAGUCGCCCUAGCGACGUUACAGGAGAAUGAGCCGUCCGCAUCAAGGAAGCUUAAAGCUUUUGUAGACGGGGUGAUUGACGGCUUGGUCUAUCAGAGCAAAAGCUGGCGUCUCCUAGGCCAGAUAAUGAAAAAACUCAUCGGCGACAGUGAUAAGAAGCUUGCGUCGGAGUUUCUGAGUCCUGAAGGCAGAGCUCUCGCAACCCUUUAUAAAGACACCAAAAUGAUUGCCGAAAAGACAUUGAAGGGGUUGCAAUGA